Messenger RNA from Morus notabilis, 1876 nucleotides. RefSeq names its product phospholipase A(1) LCAT3. NCBI's taxonomy places the organism in Eukaryota, Viridiplantae, Streptophyta, Magnoliopsida, Rosales, Moraceae. The transcript is spliced from 12 exons. Gene Ontology annotation, biological process: lipid metabolic process. The record is from RefSeq and is a predicted model, not a curated record. The coding region runs from base 260 to 1627 and encodes 455 amino acids.
GCUAGCUAAGGACCAAGUAUAAGAGGGGCUUCAAUGAAGAAAGUCCAAGACACCAUGAUUGUGCUUCGAAAAAGGGACAGAGAGAUUGCAUAAAGCAAACUUCCAAUUCAGACUCAAACAACUACCACUUUUCAUUCUUAAGGUAAAAAAAUUAAUAAAAUAACUACCAGUUCUCAGGCCGGGCGAUUCCGACCGUUGAGGCGGUUUAACGCUUCUUGUUUUUUCCGCCCUGUUUUCGGAACAUAUUUCGGGUCGGGUCAUGAAGGGAAGCUUAUUAAACUGGCCGUGUUUCGGCAACAACCGGAGCUCCGAUGACGCCGACGUUGAUCUCGACCCGGUCCUGCUCGUCACCGGCAUGGGAGGCUCUAUUAUCAACUCCAAGUGUAAAGCAUUGGGGAUUUCAUUCGAAACCCGGGUAUGGGUUCGGAUCUUCUUGGCUGACUUGGAGUUCAGGAAGAAAGCCCUUUCUGUUUAUAAUCCCAAAACAGGUUACACAGAAGCAAUAGAGAAAGAUACAGAAGUUGUGGUUCCUGAUGAUGAUUAUGGUCUCUAUGCAAUUGAUAUUUUAGAUCCAUCUUCGGUUGUAAAAUGCUUACAUGUGACAGAGAUUUACCAUUUCCAUGAUAUGAUUGAUAUGCUUGUGAAAUGUGGGUACAAGAAGGGGGCCACAUUGUUUGGAUAUGGUUACGAUUUCCGGCAAAGCAUUAGAAUUGAUAAGUUGAUGGAUGGCCUUAAGACAAAGUUGGAAUCCGCUUACAAGGCCUCUGGGGGUAGACAAGUUAGCAUAAUUACGCACUCGAUGGGAGGUCUGCUAGUGCAGUGCUUUCUGUCGCUACAUAGUGAUUUAUUCGCGAAAUAUGUGAAAAAGUGGAUCGCCAUCGCGUGUCCCUUUCAAGGUGCACCAGGAAGCAUCAAUGAUUCUCUUUUAACUGGAUUGCAGUUUGUUGAAGGCUUUGAAAGCUUCUUUUUUGUGUCAAGGUGGUCAAUGCACCAGCUGCUGAUCGAGUGUCCAUCGAUUUAUGAAAUGUUGGCGAAUCCAGAAUUUAAUUGGAAGAAGCAACCGCAAAUACAUGUUUGGCGAAAGAAAUCUAAAGGUGGAGAAACUUCUGUUGAAUUGGAAAACUAUGACUCUACUGAAUGUAUAACUUUGUUUGAAGAAGCAUUGAGGAACAAUGAGCUAGAAUAUGAUGGGAAUAAAAUAGCUCUGCCCUUUAACUUCGCCAUUCUCAAAUGGGCCGCUGGUACUCGGCAAGUUUUGAACAAGGCGAAAUUACCAGAUGGUGUCUCCUUCUACAACAUCUAUGGGACAUCGUUCGACACGCCUUAUGAUGUAUGCUAUGGCUCGGAAAAAUCUCCAAUCGAAGACUUGUCUGAAAUAUGCCACUCAACGCCCCAGUAUUCAAAUGUUGAUGGCGACGGAACAGUUCCCACCGAAUCAGCAAUGGCAGAUGGAUUUGAAGCAGCUGAAAGAGUGGCAAUUGCAGCUGCUCAUAGGCAACUGUUAAAGGACAAUUCUGUUUUCAAAUAUAUCCAAAAAUGGUUGGGAGUAGAGCAGAAGGUCAGCAAGCAUUCCAAAACGUCCAGAGUUGCAGACAUUCCUUCUUCAAGUAUGCAUGUGAACGUGUAAAAUCCUUUUCUGCUUGAAAAGGAUAUAAUAGUAAUAAUAAUAUUGCACAUGUAUACCAUUAUUUAUAAUUAUUAUGAGUUAUGACCGUGAUACAUGGAUUGAAUUUGUAUUUUUCUAGCCUGGUAUGUAAUUUCUGGACACAGAUAUGGCCUCUGAGUAACUGAAACAUGCCAUGAAUAUAUUUACAGGACUCGAAAAAAAAAAAAAAAAAACCCGAUAUAGCAAUUAAGUAACAAUUGACAUAUGCUC